Messenger RNA from Nicrophorus vespilloides, 2825 nucleotides. It is a transcript of the gene Cpap1-i, whose product is annotated as putative mediator of RNA polymerase II transcription subunit 26. The transcript has 4 exons. Gene Ontology annotation, cellular component: extracellular region. Lineage: Eukaryota; Metazoa; Arthropoda; Insecta; Coleoptera; Silphidae. Gene Ontology annotation, molecular function: chitin binding. The record is from RefSeq and is a predicted model, not a curated record. Bases 68 to 2620 code for a protein of 850 amino acids.
GUCCUUUCACUGGCUCAUCUCAAAAUCCUCCUCGUCGACUCUUCAGUCAGUUAGUGACUUUGCAAACAUGAGGGGUGCUAGUUAUUUACUUUUCUUAGGAUUGGCCGUAGGAUGGGGAUCAGCGCAGUUUUAUAACAAUAGGCCGUACCCUACGUAUAGUCUGGAGUCGAUGCCCGACACCGAUUUUACAUGUAGGGAUAAGAUCCUUGGUGGUUACUAUGCCGAUUCGCAAGCGCAAUGCCAAAUGUUCCAUAUCUGCGUCAAAGUGUCCGGCGUUGGUGUGCAAGAUUUCCGUUUUCUGUGUCCAAAUGGGACGGCGUUCGACCAAGACCAUCAGAUCUGCGCCGAAUGGGACGACGUGGAUUGCGAUGCAACAACUUUGUACUACGCCAGUGACAACUUCGACCUUUACCGCCUCGGCUCAGGUUACGAAUCCAAGGCUGUCAAGUACGGUGAAGACGAGGAGACUUUCUCGUUGCAAAGGGCAGAGACCGGAGAUGCGAGAUUAAGCAGGGAGCAUCAGGCGCAAAGGGUCAACCAGCAGAAGGACUUCAGUAACAGGAAGUUCAAUAGCGGUGGCAGCGACAGAGAUAUCUUCAAGACUUCGAGCAGCUCGAACUUCUUCAAUAACAGGAACGGCGGCAAGGAGCUGGACGAAGAUGAAGAUGAUGGUAACGUGAACGCGAAUCAGAACAGGGAUAACGUGCAGAAGAGGAAGUUAAUCAGGAAGCAGAACAGGAGACCUCAAGAGCAAGAUUUCCAGAAGGCGCAAACGCAGAGACCUCAACAGCAACAGGAUUAUCAGAAGUCGCAAACGCAGAGGCCUCAGCAACAACAGGAUUACCAGAAGGCGCAAACGCAAAGACCUCAGCAACAACAGGAUUACCAGAAGACUCAGACGCAAAGACCUCAACAGCAACAAGAUUACCAGAAGGCUCAAACGCAGAGACCUCAACAGCAACAGGAUUACCAGAAGGCGCAAACGCAAAGACCUCAGCAGCAACAGGAUUUCCAAAAAACUCAAACUCAAAGACCUCAACAGCAAGAGAAUUAUCCUAAACAACAGGAUUACCAGAAAACGCAAACUCAAAGACCGCAACAACAGGAGAAUUACCCUAAACAACAGCAACAGGAUUUCCAGAAAACGCAAACGCAGAGACCUCAACAACAAGAGAACUAUUCCAGGCAGCAACAGCGUCAACAGCAGCAGGAUUUCCAGAAGUCUCAAACGCAGAAGCCUCAACCACAGGAAAAUUACCCUAAGCAACAACAGCGUCAACAACAGACAAGACCACAAGUACAACAACAGCAGCAACAAAGAAAUCAGAGACCUCAGCAAAACUUUGAUAGUCAAACAUCGAGACCGAGUCGUCCAACUGGUUUUGCCAAUAACUUUGCAGGAAGCAGUUACAUUCCAACAACAUCUCGUCCAACUUCCACCACAAACAAUAUCAAUGCCGAACAAUACACGACGGCCAUCAACAAUUUCCGUGCGAGGAACAGCCAACGUCGUCCAAAUCCCAACAGGCAACAGUACAACGAUGCCGACAACUUCAGGCAAACUCCGCAACAGAAUCCUUCUACAAGCUUCGCUGCUAGCACACCUGCACCUUUCCGACAGACCCAACAGUAUAAUAGAAAUCCAACCACUUCUGCUCCAAAAACUGCCGAAACUGAAAAUUACCCACCAAGCUUCAACAAGCAAAGUUUCUCCACCACACAACAGAAACCUUCUCCUUUCAAAGUCCAACCGCAAUCUGCUAAGCAAAGCUUUCCAACAACUCCAGUAGCUCAGAAUUCCAGUCCUGAUACCCAUUACGACAUUCCCAAAGUGAAACCAUCAAAGCAAACUGAGAAUUACCCUAAGGACAUCCAAGGUCCUACCACAUUUGCCCCGAAAACAAAUAGCUUCGCUUACACUCAAUCCACGCAAUUCAAUAAGCAGCAAGACUUUUCUAAAAUAAACACCAAACAGACGACUCCUCAAGCUCAAAGCACGCAAUUUACGAAUAAUAACAACCAAUUCAAUACUCCAGCUGCUCCUGGUCACAAUCGUCCCUUCGCCAAUCAAUUCAAUAGCCAGAAACAAACAACACAGUACACCCAACAAUCGAGCACUCCGAAAUCUACCACUCACACCCAAUACACCCCAACCGUACCUAAAGUGAGCUCGACAACUCCAAUAAGCAGAUCGAAUCGUUUCGAUGAGACCCAAUACGACGAUGGAUCGUACAGCUCGAAAUACGAUAACGAUGAGAACAACUCUAACAAAGAAGACGAGUUCUUGAAGACAGCUCACAGCCAGAACAUUGCGAGCAGCAGAAACGAGUACAUCAAGAACGCGCAGAAGACAACAGUUGCGACAACCACCCAGAAGCCAUUCUACAGCGAAUCCCCAAGACCGUUCUCCACCAACGCAAACACUCCAAGAGUCACCGAGUAUCCGAAGACCACGAAAACAGCGCCGAAACCGAUCGAAAAGAAACCAGAGAUUAAAGAGCAAAAACCGAAAUCCGAGAAGAACGUCAGCUACGAUUACGCUUAUUACGACAGCAACGUGGGUGGAGGAGAGCACGAAUACGACAUCGACACGGACUUCAAGAAGACGACAACGAAAUAGUUCGUUAACAAAAUUAAACAAAAAAAAAAGAAAAGUAAGCAUCGGGCUAAAACAAAACAACAACACGCCGAAAUGAUAAAAAAAAAGAUAUAUGUGCCUUUUAAGUUUACCACUUACAUUUAUAUAUACAGCUAGAAAAAAGGAUGAAAUUACAAGCAAAUAGUUUUGCAAUAUCCUAAUUCCCUUGUUUUGUUGUGAACUGUUU